This is a messenger RNA of Coregonus clupeaformis (lake whitefish), 1075 nucleotides long. RefSeq names its product group 3 secretory phospholipase A2-like. Lineage: Eukaryota; Metazoa; Chordata; Actinopteri; Salmoniformes; Salmonidae. Gene Ontology annotation, molecular function: A2-type glycerophospholipase activity. The transcript has 4 exons. Gene Ontology annotation, biological process: arachidonate secretion; phospholipid metabolic process. The coding region runs from base 171 to 851 and encodes 226 amino acids. The record is from RefSeq and is a predicted model, not a curated record.
CCUCCCCUUCCAUCUCAACCACCACCUUUCCCUCCAUCUCCAUCUCCACCUCUCCCUCCACCCCCACCACUCCUUCCAGUGCUGCCCCAGCAGACCUCACCACAGGGGGUCAGAGUGGAACACCAGCCCCUGGCUCACCUGUCACCCACCCUGACUCUGGAGAGGACAAUAUGGCUGCCAAUACUUCCCCCACCUCCACCACUGGCAAUGCUACUGCUAUAGGGGCCCAGAGUAGCACCUCGGGACCAGUAACUUCAGCAUCGGCCUCGGGCCCAGCAUUGGCUUUGGCCUCGCCAGCUGAACCCACCAACCAUAAUGACCUGACUCGGCCUAAGUCUAAGCAGGAUGCAGCAAGCACAGGGAAGCAGCGUGUGUAUGUGUGUGAUGUGUACAGAGACCUGGAUGACUGCAGGUUUAAGAUCCCUCCUCACCAGAAGAGAUACAGCCUCCUCAACCCAGAACCCAGGACCCUGUUCCACUGCAACUGUACCAGCAGACUGUCUGAGGUUCUGGUUCAGCAGAAGGAGAUAUCUGGGGUUCAGACUAUUCUGUUGGAGUACAUCUCUCUGUCCUGUUUCACAUUACAGCCACAGGUCUGCACACAGGGGACAAGCUGCUCAGCUUCUCUGGUCAAACCCUCUCCUGCUCAGCUGGAGCAGCAGAAGCAGAAUGGUGGAGACAUGGAGGAGUGGCGCCAUCUACAGGCCACUGGACGCAACGGCAGGAGACCCAAAUCUAGACGAGCCAAACACAGACUACACAAACUCUGCCUCAGGAUGAUACAACCCAAAGUACACAAGACCAGGAAGCACAAACAAUGUGCUUUAGUAGGGGAUGCAGUGCCAAUGUAAUCUAGUGUUGCCUGAUCUAUUUAGCCAUUUAAUUUCCUCCCCCAUGGGAUAUCGAUACUAUUUUUUAAAUUUAAAUUUUAGUCAUUGUAAAUCCAGAUUUAUCCAGAGCUGCUUAUAGUUAGUGCAUUCGUUUUAAGAUAGCUAGGUGAGACAUCCACAUCAGCAAAGUCAGUGCAAGUAGCAAAAAAGACAAGUGCAAGUUUUUUUAUUUUAUUUUAUUUUUA